Messenger RNA from Aspergillus homomorphus CBS 101889, 1119 nucleotides. Its product is annotated as lipase/thioesterase family protein. The coding region runs from base 1 to 1119 and encodes 372 amino acids. Gene Ontology annotation, molecular function: hydrolase activity. The record is from RefSeq and is a predicted model, not a curated record. The transcript has 3 exons. NCBI's taxonomy places the organism in Eukaryota, Fungi, Ascomycota, Eurotiomycetes, Eurotiales, Aspergillaceae.
AUGACAGGCCUCUCUUCAUUGGAACAAUUGGACUGUCUGCCCGCUCUCGCGGCGCUCAUUGGCACCGUUCUCUGGGCCUUGCUGACCAGUCGCUGGCGAACUCAUCAUUAUCCUUCGACUCUAUUGUUACAUGUGGGCUAUGCAGCCAUGCGCAAGGCCACUGCACGCUUUUCAGUGGCCCAACUGCAAUAUCUGCUUCCUACUACCGAUACCGUCUAUAAGCGAUUCAUGCGUCGCCAUCAUCUACCCUCGAAAACAGUGGACCUUGGUGAAGGUGCUCUAGGCCACUGGCUGGGGGAUCAUGAACAUGCUGAGUAUGUGCUGAUAUGGUAUCACGGAGGCGGUUUCGUCCUUCCCGCCAACGACGGCUAUUUCCAUUUCUUCACCCAACUACUCACCGAUACUCAAUCCUGGCCUAAGCCAAGAUCACUGGCAAUCUUCACCCUUACCUAUACUCUUGCUCCGCAGGCCACUUAUCCCACUCAAAUCCGCCAAGCCCUUUCAGCACUAAAGUACGUGGUCAAAGAGACCAACCGUUCGCCUUCGCAGAUACUCCUCGGCGGUGACUCCGCCGGUGGAAAUCUCGUCGGGGCCGUCCUUGCGCACCUCGUCCACCCCCAUCCAGCUCUCCCGCCGCUGUCUCUAUCUCCUGAUAGUGUCAGCCCCAAUCUCCGCGGCGCUAUCAUGAUUUCCCCAUGGACAAGUCUGAAUCAGUCCAUUCUACCUGAGGAAAUUGCUGCCUCUAUCGGAGCGGUCGAGUCAGAGAUCGACUCCCGCGGAGAUAUCAUCACCCCGGCGGUCGGCGGACCGUGGGCGGCGGCGUAUAUGGGUGCUGGCAAACAUGACUAUUACACGGAUCUAUCGAUGGCGGCGGCAAAUUGGCUCGCGCCGUUUCCUGUAGAAAAGGUUUGGGUCUGUGCCGGGGGAAAGGAGAUAAUAUUGCCGUUCAUCACUGCAUUCGCCAAGAGACUGCAAGAGGCGUUAGGGGCGGAGAAGGUGGAGUUGUGCGUGGGUGAGGGCGAAGGGCAUGUUGCGCCGAUUUAUAAUCUAGCGCUGGGUGAUUGGGGGCAGACAAAGCAGGGAAUGGGAGUGAAAGGGUGGCUAGCAGAGGUGCUAUGA